CGCCGUUAGGUCAAGAUUUGCAUGUUAAAUUCAAUCAGUGGUUUAGUUUUUUUGUGGGAACAAUCUUACUCAUCAUUUUAUGGCCGGUUGUUGGAGUUUUUCUUCUGCAAUAUGGACUUACGCAUCAUAAUACUACAAAUUUCCUACAUCAUAAUAUUUGCAAAGAUGUUGGCAUUUGGAUUUAUCAGUCAAGAUGAACGGAAAUGUAAAUAUUUAAAAGUGGACAGAUUGCUGAAGAUAAAAUGCUUUGACAUGAAUUUAAGGGAAGUGCCCCAGUUCCUGAGUACAUCAGUUGAGGUAUUAGAUUUAGCAUUCAAUCGAAUAAAAAAACUCAAGAGGCACUCAUUCGAACGAUACGGAAAGAUUAAGUAUCUUUUGCUCUACGAAAAUAUGAUUCAGUCUGUGGAACCUGACACAUUUGCCCACUUGUCAUCGUUACAGGAGAUUGACUUAUCAAAUAAUGCUCUCUUGACAAUUCCAUUGGAAAUAUUUCAGCUGCCAUCGCUGAGAAAUCUUUAUGUCGAUAGCAAUGACUUAAUCAAUUUAAAUAGCGACUUGAAGAAACUGGAUAAACCAAUUCAAGCUCCAUUAGAAUAUUUAAAUGUAGCCGAAUGUGGUCUUCAAGAUCUUCCCGAUAUGGGUAUUGUACCAAAUCUUUGGCAAAUAAAUGCCUCAUCAAAUCCUCUCAAGGAAAUAACCACCGAAACCUUUGCCACAAUGUGCCAUCUUAAAAGUAUAGACUUAUUAAAAACACAAAUGCCAAAUUGUGCCUGCCAUCAAAUAGUAGAAUAUGUUAAUUUAAGAAAAAUUAAAAAUUCCUUUUUGCCUAUAUGCAAGACGCCUGGUGCUGAGCUAGAUGAAUGUCCACCACUGUACAAUAUAACAGUGGGGCUACCAGAAUUUGAACAGUGCAAUCAAGCAACUUUAAAUGCAGCUGCUAGAUCAACUUGGCUAACAAUAGCGGGUUGUUUGUGUGGAGCUUUUCUUGUUUUAUUAACUGUGUUAUACUGCAUAAAUCGUCGGAAACGUCGAAAGGAAAAGAAGAAAGAAAAGAAACGUUUCAUAAAUCCUACAAGCAAUGCAAAUCCACAAGAUGAAUUGCUAUGUGAUAAUGCGUAAAUGGGUGCCUUUAAUAUAAACAAAAUAUUAAUUGUUCAUUAAAAUUAGCUUUAAGCUUUUUUUUAUAUAAUUUUCAUGAAAUUUAAUUUUUAAGUUUUUCUGUCAGCUAUCUAUUGAAAUAUUUAUAAGAAGAAAUCUAUUUGUUAAGUUUGAUUUAAUUUUUGUCACCAAAUAACAUAGUUUUAAGUAGUUUCU
This is a messenger RNA of Episyrphus balteatus (marmalade hoverfly), 1314 nucleotides long. It is a transcript of the gene Lapsyn, whose product is annotated as leucine-rich repeat-containing protein 4B. The record is from RefSeq and is a predicted model, not a curated record. The transcript has 8 exons. NCBI's taxonomy places the organism in Eukaryota, Metazoa, Arthropoda, Insecta, Diptera, Syrphidae. Gene Ontology annotation, molecular function: protein binding. Bases 22 to 1119 code for a protein of 365 amino acids.